This is a messenger RNA of Cydia pomonella (codling moth), 1036 nucleotides long. RefSeq names its product proteasome subunit beta type-7 (gene Prosbeta2). The record is from RefSeq and is a predicted model, not a curated record. The transcript is spliced from 4 exons. Gene Ontology annotation, molecular function: threonine-type endopeptidase activity. Gene Ontology annotation, cellular component: proteasome core complex. Bases 144 to 989 code for a protein of 281 amino acids. Lineage: Eukaryota; Metazoa; Arthropoda; Insecta; Lepidoptera; Tortricidae.
UUAUUAUCUGUGGCGACUAACAACAAAAUUUUGACAAGCGGUGCAAGUCAUCACAUUUCUCUCUUAUAAUUUUUGCAUUUAAUUGAGAAUAACGCUAAGGAAAACGUUCUGAAACUGAAUUUAUAAAGUUAUUCCUUGUCAAAAUGGCUUCAGUUUUACUUCCUGAAGUACCGGCUCCUGGAUUUUCCUUUGAGAAUUUUCAGCGCAAUGCUUUCCUUGCUUCAAAAGGAUUCCCAGCGCCCACAGCCACUAAAACUGGUACCACAAUCGUUGGUAUCAUUUACGCUGACGGCGUGAUUUUGGGUGCCGAUACCCGCGCCACCGAGAACACUAUUGUGUCGGAUAAGAAUUGCGAGAAGAUCCACUACUUGGCCGGCAACAUGUACUGUUGUGGGGCGGGUACGGCGGCGGAUACGGAGAUGACGACGCAGACGGUGUCGUCGCAGCUGGAGCUGCAGCGGCUGCACACGGGCCGCCAGGUGCCGGUGGCGACGGCCGCCACGCUGCUCAAGCGCAUGCUGUUCCGCUACCAAGGACACAUUGGCGCUGCCCUUGUGCUGGGUGGUGUUGACCGCACAGGACCACACAUUUACUGCAUUUAUCCACAUGGAUCUGUUGAUAAAUUGCCUUAUGCUACUAUGGGCUCUGGAUCCUUAGCAGCCAUGGCAGUAUUUGAGUCUGGCUGGAAGCCCAACAUGAAUGAGGAGCAGGGCAAAAAAUUGGUCAGGGAUGCCAUUGCUGCUGGUAUUUUCAAUGAUUUGGGCUCUGGUUCCAAUGUGGAUCUUUGUGUCAUCCGCAACACUGGGCCUGCCCAGUACCUGAGGACUUUUGAAGAAGCUAAUGUGAAGGGCAAGAAACAAGGUUCAUACAGAUAUGCUCCUGGAACUACUGCUGUGCUGAGGCAGAAGGUGAUUCCUCUAGAGGUGGAGUCGGUGACUGUUCACCAAGUGCAGCCCAUGGAAGUGGAACCUUCAGGAAGUCGCCGUUAAGCGUUUUAUUUUAUAUAAACAACAAUAAAUUUUACAACAUAUUAGAA